UAGCCUUUUCCCCGUGCCGCUCACAAACGGUUCGGAUACUAUGGGCACACCAAGAGUAGCCAUACUGAAUUUCACCACACUUCUUUAGCCAGUGUCGCAGUAACUCUCAUACGGAAUGGAUCGUUUACGCUUGGCAAACACACAUUCGAUAAUGGAGAGAACUUUGUGGAUUGGCCUGUGGGGCCUUCUGUUGUCCUGCAGCAUUGUCAACGGUGUACCAUACUCGAAAUAUGGCAGAACGUGCAAGGAUAUUGGCUGUAUGAGCAAUGAAGUUUGCGUAAUGGCUGAGGAUCCCUGCACAUUCAGAAACGAUAAGUGUGGGUACUAUCCAACGUGCACAAAACGUAGCGAUGCAGAAGCCCAGAGCUGUGCGAGCAGAGUCUGCCCAAGCGGACAAUACUGCAAGACUAUUAAUGGACAUGCUACCUGUGUUAAUACAAACUCCAAUCUUGUUUUGGACAUAUUUGCAGAGGACGAAGGUGUGCACAAGGAUAUGCCACGGAGACAGAGUUCUGGGAGUUCGUCGGGAUAUCCUAGUUCAGGGGGAGAUACGCCAGUUCCGUCUGCUCCGUUGGAGUCCUCUGCUGGGGGAUAUCCCUUAGGGUCUGAAAAAUCUAGGUCCAGCGGGUAUCCGGCAACAAGUAGUUCAGGUUAUCCAGCAAGUUCGGGUUACCCAUCGUCAGGCAGUUCAGGAUAUCCAGCGGGUUCGGGUUACCCCUCGUCAGGUAGUUCAGGAUAUCCCGCGGGCUCGGGUUACCCAUCGUCAGGGAGGUCAGGGUAUCCAGCAAGCUCGGGUUAUCCGUCUUCAGGGAGCUCAGGGUAUCCAGCAAGUUCAGGCUAUCCAUCAAGCUCUGGUUACCCAUCGUCAGGUAGUUCAGGAUAUCCAGCGGGUUCGGGUUAUCCGUCGUCAGGUAGUUCAGGAUAUCCAGCGGGUUCGGGUUACCCAUCGUCAGGGAGGUCAGGGUAUCCAGCAAGCUCGGGUUAUCCGUCGUCAGGUAGUUCAGGAUAUCCCGCAGGUUCAGGAUAUUCUUCAGACACUGCACGCCGUACAAGUGCCACUAAUGUAAAUGCAGGGUAUCCCAGUUCAGGACAGUACCCACAAGGGGGUUAUGGGCAGGGGUAUCCUCAGGGAGGGUAUGGACAGGGAUAUCCUCAGGGUGGAUAUGGGCGGGGAUAUCCUCAUGGUGGCUAUGGGCAGGGAUAUCCUCAAGGUGGCUAUGGGCAAACUUAUCCUCGAGGGGGAUAUGGCUACCCGGGGGGUGUCCAGGGUCAGUAUCCUCAGGGGGGAGGAUAUCCUCAGAAUGGACAAUACGGGGAGCAGAACAAACCUAGCAUUGGCGAUAGACUGAAGGAUUUGGGGACGAACUUAGCUCGGCAAGUUCUCACACAAGUUAUCAGAGACAAAAUUACUGGCAAAUCUUAGAUGAUUGGGACUAUGAAAAUAAAGAGUUGUAGAUAAUGAAUACUAAUAUUCCCUGAACAAAAGAGAAUUUAAUUCCACUUGGAUGAUAAUGAUAAGUGAGUUAUGUAUAAUAAAGAAAUUUUUUUCUCGUC
Diachasmimorpha longicaudata is the source of this 1554-nucleotide messenger RNA. RefSeq names its product prisilkin-39 (gene Mnr). The record is from RefSeq and is a predicted model, not a curated record. The coding region runs from base 116 to 1423 and encodes 435 amino acids. The transcript has 5 exons. Lineage: Eukaryota; Metazoa; Arthropoda; Insecta; Hymenoptera; Braconidae.